UUCCAAUCAAUAGCGUCUACAAGCUGAAAGAGACGCUCGAUCUAACCCCUCCCUUUAACGAUUCUUCCUUCUCCUUCUCCUUCUCCUUCUCAUUCAUUUGCCCAUUUGCAAGUUCAAGACAACACCCUCCUCAGAUCUGUCCAAUCGCCGCUGCCAUUUGAGUGGGAGAGGUGAUAAUGGCUUUGAAUCGCUCGCUUCUGGUGAUACUGGCGCUGAUUGUAAUGGCGUCUGUUGUGAGUGGGGAUGAACCCCCGAUUAAGCCGAAGGUUAAGACUGUGAAGGGGAAGAAGCUUUGUGAUAGAGGAUGGGAGUGCAGUUGGUCUACUUAUUGUUGCAAUUUGACCAUUUCCGACUACUUUCAAACCUAUCAAUUUGAGAAUCUCUUCUCUAAGCGUAAUUCGCCGGCGGCUCAUGCCGUCGGUUUCUGGGAUUUCUAUUCCUUCAUUCUCGCCGCCGCCCAGUUCGAGCCGCUCGGAUUUGGAACCACUGGGGAUAAGAAGAUGCAGAUGAAAGAGAUUGCUGCUUUCUUAGGCCAUGUCGGCUCUAAGACCUCUUGUGGUGAUGGAGUGGUCACUGGAGGGCCACUUUCUUGGGGACUCUGUUUCAACAAGGAAAUGAGUCCAAGCCAGGAAUAUUGCGAUGACUACUUCAAGCUCACUUAUCCUUGUGCUCCUGGUGCUCAAUAUUAUGGCCGUGGUGCUCUGCCCAUUUACUGGAAUUACAAUUAUGGCAAGAUUGGGGAUGCAUUGAAGCUUGACCUGUUGAACCAUCCUGAAUAUGUUGAGCAGAAUGCUACCAUUGGAUUCCAAACUGCAAUAUGGAUGUGGAUGAACCCAGUGAAAAAGUCACAGCCUUCACCCCAUGAUGUCUUUGUUGGCAAUUGGAAACCCACCAAGAACGACACCUUGUCCAAAAGGGUCCCCGGUUUUGGCGCAACCAUGAAUAUUCUCUACGGUGAUUCCAUCUGUGGGAAGGGUGAUAUUGACCCCAUGAACAACAUUAUUUCUCAUUACCAAUAUUACCUCGAUUUGAUGGGUCUCAGUCGUGAUGAGUCCGGGACUCAUGAAACACUUUCAUGUGCCGAACAGAUCCCGUUUAAUCCAACUUAUGUCGCCCCAACUUCAUCUUCUUGAGAUUCAUCCACCACAAUGGUUUGAAAGCAUCAAGAAAUACCAUUAGCCCAAGUAAGAACCAAGACAUCCUUAUACAAUUAUUUAAUGUGUGCAGUAAAUUAGUCAAACGAUCAGUAUGUUUGGAUUGAAUAAUCUGUAUUCUUUUUUUCUCUUUUUGUCAUAAUUUAUACUCCUAGGAUUCCUGUGUUUCUGAGAUGUCAAUGAAUCGCUUGGUAUGUAAUAUAUCUGUAUUACUGUGAAACAAUUUGAUUUCUUUGGUCGAAAUGCGUGUUGCCGACAUGGUCCUCUUUGUUUGAUGGCAGUGUC
Molecule: messenger RNA, 1439 nt
Organism: Benincasa hispida (wax gourd)
Lineage: Eukaryota; Viridiplantae; Streptophyta; Magnoliopsida; Cucurbitales; Cucurbitaceae
Product: chitinase-like protein 1
Biological process (GO): carbohydrate metabolic process; chitin catabolic process; cell wall macromolecule catabolic process
Molecular function (GO): chitinase activity
Source: RefSeq, a predicted model, not a curated record